UGUGGGGGAGAAACGCCGCUGGUUCAAUGAAGUGAUCUAUUCAACUCAGUGUUUCUCUCUCUUGCUCUCUUCAUUAAUUACAUACUGUCCUGACUUUUCAUCCUUUCUGUCUUUUGUUUUCUGUCUCUCUUACUUUUUAUUCCCCUCCUUCUUUCUCUGGCUGGCUGAGCUCUGACAAAGGGAUAGAAUCAAGAGUUUGGGAGAGGAGAGGGACAUUUGGGAGCGAGAUGGCGAGUGGGACGGUGGCGUUGUUCCUGUAUGGAUUCCUGCUCCUGUCUCUGUGGAAACCUACACUGCAAGGAGGUGUGUACAUACCUGCUGGUGUAGGUGAAGGAGCUGGGGCUGGAUUAGGAGCUGGAGCAGGAGUCAGAGCUGGAUUUGGUCCAGGUGGAGCUGGCACCGGUUUUGGGCCUGGUGGUGUAGGCACUGGAUAUGGGCCAGGUGGCGGAGCCGGAGUUGGACCAGGAGUUGGACCAGGAGGUGUAGGUGGAGCUGGCGCUGGUCCAGGUGGUGCAGGCUUUGGUCCUGGAGCCGCUGGAGGUUACACCAAGCCAGGGAAGACGGGAGCUGGCUAUGGUGGUCAGGUUGUAGGCCAAGGCCAAGGAGGACUGGGGACUGGAGGUCUGGGGGAAGGAAGAGUUAGACAAGAAGGAGCUGGGGCCGGACCAGGAGGUUAUGGACAUGGCGGUGGUUUAGGAGCUGGAGGCCUUGGAGCAGGAGCUGGCAAUGGAGGUUGGGGUCCUGGAGUACAGGGGGCUGGACUAGGAGCUGGAGGUCUGGGAGGAGGAGGUCUUAGACCAGGAGCCAGACCAGGAGGUUAUGGACCAGGUGGUUAUGGGCCUGGAGCUGGUCUUAGUCUGGGCGGAGCUGUAGCUGGAGGUCUUGGUGGUGGUUACGGACUUGGCGGGGGUCUAGGUGCCGGAGACCUUGGAGCAGGAGCUGGAGGAAAGCCAGAGAAGGCAGGAGCUGGCUACGGUGGUAGAGAUCCAGGAGGACAGGGGGCUGGACUGGGUGUUGGAGGUUUUGGACCAGGUAGCUAUGGACCAGGUGGAGCUGGUGCUGGACCAGGUGGCUAUGGGCUUGGUGUUGGUCUUGGUCCUGGAGGAGCUGGUCCUGGAGUUUUUGGUGGUGGUUAUGGACCCGAUGGAACAGGAGCUGGUUAUGUAGGUCGCAGUCCUGGGGGACAGGGAGCUGGAUUAGGAGCUGGAGGCUAUGGACCAGGUGGAGCUGGACCAGGAGGAUAUGGGCCUGGUUCUGGUGUUGGCCAGGGUAGAGCUGGUCCAGGUGGUUUUGGUGGUGGUCUUGGAGCUGGCGGACAAGGAGACGCCCUUGGAGCUGGGUAUGGAGGCCUCGGAGCUGGGGGACUGGGAUCCAGAGGUACAGGUCAGGGGGCUGGAGGACUUGGAGCAGGCCAAGGUCUUGGAGCCGGCCAAGGAGAUGGAUACAGACCUGGAGGAGGCUACGGUGGUGCUGCUGGUGGUCUGUACCCUGGAGCUGGAGGGGCGGGGGCAGGCCAGAAACCUCCCAAAACAGGAGCAGGAAGCACACUAGGAGGAGAUGGAUAUGGGCCUGGUGGUGCUGGUGGAUAUGGGCCUGGUGGCGCAGGUGGACAUGGGCCUGGUGGCGCAGGUGGACAUGGGCCUGGUGGCGUAGGUGGACAUGGGCCUGGUGGCGUAGGUGGACAUGGGCCUGGUGGCGCAGGAACUGGGCCUGGUGGCGCAGGAACUGGGCCUGGUGGCGCAGGAACGGGACCUAGUGGCACAGGUGGAUAUGGUCCUGGUGGCGCAGGAACUGGACCUAGUGGCGCAGGUGGAGUUGGCCUUGGUGGUUUUGGGCCUGGUGGCGCAGCAGUACCAGCUGGAGCACCAGUACUUCCACAGACUGGAGUCCCUGGGGGUGGAGCUAGAGAGAAGAGCGGUUGGAAGGCCAACAAACAAGUGCCAGGUGUUGGAGUACCUGGACUUUAUCAAGGUGGAAUAGUGCCUAGUCAAGGUUUCGGAGGGCGUGGGGUUCUACCAGGUGUUGCCACUGGAUCCGGACUUGCUCCCCAGACAGGGGCAGGUGUGCUGGGCCAGGGUGGAGUUGGAGCUGGCACUGGAGCUGGAGGUGGCCGAGGCAGUUUAAAUGGAGUGUUCCGUGGAUAUCCCCUCAUAUCACCUAAAUCUGGAGGGGCUGGAGGCAAAUCAGCUAAUUCCCGUGCCAAGCUUGCUGCUAAAUAUGCUGGAGCUGGAGGUGUACUUCGUCAAGGGGGCAUGUCGGGAGCAGGAGGAGUACCUAGCAGUGUACCUGGAGCAGGUGGGGUCCCUGGUAAUGGAGUUGGAGCUGGAGGUGUACUUCGUCAAGGGGGCAUGGCCGGAGCAGGAGGAGUAUCUAGCGGCGUACCUGGAGCAGAUGGGGUCCCUGGUUAUGGAGUUGGAGCUGGUGGUGUACCUGGUUACGGAGGUGGAGCAGGAGGCAUACCUGGAUUCGGAGGCGUACCUGGUUACGGGGGCGGAGCCGGACCAGGAGGCGUACCUGGGGCAGGGGGAGUCCCUGGCUCAGGUGGGUAUGGAUACCCAGGGGGUUACCCAGGUGGAGGGCGGUACCCAGGGGCUGGCCUAGGUGUAGGCGGUGCCUACCCCGGAGGAGCUGGAUCUAAGGCAGCCAAAUAUGGUCAGGGUGGAGCAGGCACUGGAGCUGGUGGUGGGCUCAGCCAGGGAGUGCCUGCAUCUGGGAUUGGAACCGGAAGACUGCCUGGUGGGGCUGGAGGGGAACCAGGAGGCGGUUACAGGCCUGGCGGUAGCUUCAGUCCUAGAGGUGGAGUUGGACCAGGUGGGGCCAGUUAUGGACCAGGUGGGGCUGGCUAUGGACCAGCUGGAGCUGGACCUGGUGGCUAUGGACCAGGUAGUGCUGGAAGUUAUGGAACAGGUGGAGGGGUUGGACCAGGUGGUGCCGGGGAAGGACAUGGUGGAGCUGGCUAUGGACCAGGUGGAGGAGUUGGUGGAGUGCCUGGUGGUGGACACAGACCCGGAGGUGGUUUACCUGGUAGUGGUGCUGGUUACGGACCUGGUGCUGGUGUUGGAGGAUAUGAUGCAAAUGCCAAAGCUCGUAAAUAUGGUAUGCUAAGUGGUGUCCUUGGGACCCCAGGAGGAGGACAGGCAGCCAGCCUGGGAGGAGUACCAGGAGGGGGAGCAGGGACUGGAGUAGGCCAGGGUGGAGUGCCUGGAUCUGGGCUUGGUGGUGGUGGAGGUGUCCCUGGUGGUUAUGGUCCUGGAGCUGGAUUUGGACCUGGCCGUGGAACCAGUGGUGGUUAUGGACCAGGAGUGGGUGCUGGGACUGGACUUGGCCAGGGAGCAGGGCCUGGAGCUGGGCUUGGUGCUGGUGGAGUGCCUGGUGGUGGAUACAGACCCGGAGGUGGUUUACCUGGUAGUGGUGCUGGUUACGGUCCUGGUGCUGGUGUUGGAGGAUAUCCUGCUGGGGCUAAGUCUCUGAAAUACGGUCCAGGAGGAGGUGGAGGAGCUCCGGGUGGAGGCCUUGGUGGGCGAUUCGGUGCCCCGGGAGGUCUGCCAGGAGGAGGCUACGGACCAGGGGCAGGAGGUGCCUUAGGAGCAGGAGAAGCAGGAGCAGGAGGAAGAGUGCCUGGGGGUGGAUACGGGACUGGAGCUGGGCCUGGUGCAGGGUAUGGAGCAGGAACAGGGCCUGGAGCUGGGUACGGUCAGGGAGCAGGAGGAGUCCUUGGAGGAGGCUAUGAAGCUAGGGCAAGAGCAGGAGGACUACCUGGGGCCGGAUAUGGACCUGGAAGAGGAUAUGGAGCCGGAUCAAAAGCUGCUAAAUAUGGACAAGUUGCUGGUGGGUCCGGUGGGGCCCUUGGAGGAGCUGGACAAGGAUUCGGAGGGGUACCAGGUGGCUAUGGACCAGGUGGCUAUGGAGCCAGACCAGGUGGCUUUGGAGCCGGACCAGGUGGCUUUGGAGCCGGACCAGGUGGCUUUGGACCCGGACCAGGUGGCUUUGGACCCGGACCAGGUGGCUUUGGACCCGGACCCGGUGGCUUUGGACCCGGGGGCGGAGCAGGAUCAGGAGGGGUGCCAGGCUAUGGUACUGGAUCUGGAUUUAAGGCAGACAAAUACGGACCAGGUGGGGCAGGAGGGGCCCUUGGUGCUGGGGCAGCUGGAGGUGCAGGGGCUGGGACCGGAGCUGGGACAGGUGCUGGAGGAGGUGCAGGACCUACACCUGGCCCUGGCACAAGAGCAGGAGGAAAUGGCACUGUGACAGGAGCAGGAGGAGACAGGACAGGCACAGGAGGAGCAGGCACAGGAGGUGAGCCUGGUGGUGCCGGUGGGGUUCUAGAAGGAUCUGGAAGUUCUGGUGGCCCAGGAGACGGCACUGGCGUCACAGCUGGUGCUGUUGGAGGAGGGGUGGGAGACACAGGGAUCCCUAGCAUUGGAGGAAAACCAGAUCAAUCGGGGCUCGGGGGGACAGCAAUCCCAGCUGGGGCUGGAGUUGAUGGGGUAGGAGUUCCCUCUGGAGAGGACUCAGGAGCUGGUGUUGAGCACCAGAGCCAGUCUGGUGCUGGUGCUGCUAACGGUGAUAUCAGUGGAGGGGGGACUCUACCUGGAGCUAAACCUCUGAAGGCUCCAAGAGGAGAUACACCUGGUGAAGGAGAGGGAGAUAUAGGAGGAGGAGCAAGAGGUGUUGGUGGAGGUCCUGAUGGUGCAGGAGGAGCAGGCAGUGGAUCUGGCGGAGUAGGAAGAGAUGGUGAUGGUAGAGGAGGAGGAGCAGGCAGUGGAUCUGGCGGUGUAGGAAGAGAUGGUGAUGGUAAAGGAGGAGGAGGACCGGGAGGAGCAGGGGGGAAAGACGGUGGUGCAGUUAGAGUGGGAGGAAGUCCUAACGGUACAGAGGGAGCUGGAGGUUCAGGAGGUGGAGGAGCAGCAGUAGAACCUGGAGGAGUUGGAGGAGGUGCAGGACCAGGCAGUAGUGACAAACCACCCAAAGGUUAUGGAGCAGGUGGGGCUGGCAGUCUGGGUGCAGGAGGUGCUGGAGGAGCAGCUCUGGUCCCUGGGACUGGUGGUGCUGGUGAUGUAGGAGCUGGAACCCUCAAACCAGGAAAAAGCUACGGAGCUGGUGGAGUCCUGCCAGGUGGAGGUCUACGUUACCCAACUGGGGCUAGAGAAGGAUUGGGCUCAGAGAAGCCGGGCAAAGGAUAUGGUGCUGGCCAAUUUGGAGCAGGAGGACGACGUCCUGGAGGAUAUGGUGCCGGACCAGGCGGAUACGGAGCCAGUCCUGGAGGGUAUGGCACUGGACCCGGUGGUUAUGGGGCCAGACCCGGUGGUUAUGGUGCUGGUCCAGGUGGUUAUGGGGCUGGAGCUGGUCCUGGUGGCUAUGGUGCUGGGCCAGGUGGAUAUGGUGCUAGGCAAGGUGGCUAUGGUGCUGGGCCAGGUGGCUACGGGACAGGGGCUGGGCCUGGAGGAUAUGGAUCCAAACCAUACAAGACUGGAGGUGCUGGAGCCGGUGGUGUUGGUGGAGGUCUGGGUGGAGCUGGCAGCCUGGGUGCCAUAGGAGCCGGACCAGGAGGAGUGGGUGGAGGUCAAGGAGGCGGUCUAGGUGGAGGUCAAGGUGGAGCUGGACCAGGUGGAUAUAUACCAGGUGGAGUUGGUAGCAGAUACCCCAUAGGUGCUGGAACUGGAACAGGAACUGGCACUGGAAAACCACCUAAAGGCUAUGGGAGAGCUGUUGGAGCUGGAGAUGGGCUUGGUGGUUAUGGUGGCGGAACAGUUGGUUAUGGACCAGGAGGAACCGGGGCCGGACUAGGUGGGGCUGGGGCCGGGCAAGGUGGAUAUGGUGCCGGACAUAAAGGUUAUGGACCAGUUGGAGCAGGGCCGGGAGGAGCUGGGGUCAGACCAGGUGGAGCAGAGGCCGGACCUGGUGGCUAUGGUGCAGGGCCUGGAGGUUAUGGGCCUGGGGCUGGUCUUGGUCCUGGAGGUUAUGGGGCUGAACCUGGUGGCUAUGGACCAGGUGGAGCAGGGCCGGGAGGAGCUGGGGUCAGACCAGGUGGAGCCAGACCAGGUGGAGCAGAGGCAGGACCUGGUGGCUAUGGUGCUGGGCCUGGAGGUUAUGGGCCUGGGGCUGGUCUUGGUCCUGGCGGAGCUGGUCCUGGAGGUUAUGGGGCUGGACCUGGUGGCUAUGGACCAGGUGGCGCUGGAUCUCAUAAAUAUGGUAUGCUAAGUGGUUCCCUUGGAGGGGGACAAGCAGCUGGCCAGGGAAGAGUGCCAGGAGGGGGAGCAAGGACUGGGCUAGGUCAGGGAGGAGUGCCUGGAAGGGGAGCAAGGACUGGGCUAGGUCAGGGAGGAGUGCCUGGAGGGGGAGCAGGUACCGGGCUAGGCCAUGGAGGAGUGCCUGGAUCUGGGCUUGGUGGCGGUAGUAGUUCGGGUGCUGGGUAUGGAUCUGGCAUUGGAACCCAUGGAGGUUAUGGACCAGGAGAUGGUGCUGGGACCGGACUUGGUCAGGGAAGAGCCGGGGCCGGACCAGGUGGCUAUGGACCACUUGGAGCUGGGGCUGGACAGGGAACUGGAGCUGGAGGGUAUGACGCAAAUGCAAAAGCUCGUAAAUAUGGUAUGCUAAGUGGUACCAUUGGAGGAGGACAAGCAGCUGGCCAGGGAAGUGUGCCAGGAGGGGGAGCAGGGACUGGAGUAGGCCAGGGUGGAGUGCCUGGAUCUGGGCUUGGUGGUGGUGGAGGUGUCCCCGGUGGUUAUGGUCCUGGAGCUGGAUUUGGACCUGGUGGUGGAACUGUUGGUGGUUAUGGACCAGGAGGGGGUGCUGGGACCGGACAGGGAGGAGUUGGGGCCGUACCAGAUGGCUAUGGGACUGGGCCUGGUGGUUAUGGACCAGGUGGAGCCGGACAGGGUGCAGUGAAGCCAAACAAAUCAGGUUAUGGCUCCUCCUCCUCGGGUGGAGCUCUCUUUGGACCAGGUGGUGGAGCUACUGGGAGAAGAGGAGGAGUACCAGGAGGCUACGGAGUAGGAGAAGCGGGACAGUCAGGGCAGAAAUCAAAGGCACAGAAGGCAGCCAAAUACACAACCAUGCAAGGCUUCCUGGGAGCACGCAGCUACAGAGGGGUCGCCGACUGUCAGGGUAUAUACUGCGGACGGAGGAGGAAGUGAGAGAGCAGCAAAAAGAAGUGACCUCAUCAACAACAUUGUGGUGCUACUGCAUGAUUCAAGAAUGUACUGAUUUUCAACUACUAAUAUGCCCCUUUUUUCUUUUAAAGUGUGAAUCUCGGGCAAUGGCAAAACCAGAGCCUGUUUGAUCUUUUAUUCUGAAACUGUGAUCAUGUGUUUAUUGUUCCUCACCUGUACCCCUUUAGCCCCUCCUGUGUGUACCCCAUUUACCCAUUUAGCUCCACCACGAAUCAUGUUUGUUUAAAAUACUGAUACUAAGGCGUCCCACAACGGAGUGCCUCUAGACCUGUCUGUAUGCUGACUAAACUGUCUGUUUUCUGAUUAAUGUGACUAACAUCCCUCUAUAAAGCUAUGCUAUUGACACACAGGCGCAGACUUACUCAACAUUUGCACCUGCACUUUUCAAUAUACCUAGUUUUUGUUCAAGUUGUUUAGUUGCAAACAUUUACAAUAUCUGGCCCAAGGCGUCUUGAGAUAUAUACACACACUGCUGCCAUAAAUUAAAAUCAUAGGAGUUAUCUUUAGAGUGGUAAUCUUACAACCACCAUUUUUGAUUUAGAACUGUGUCCACUCUGAACCCUCAAAAGCAGUGUGUGUCCACAGCAACGCUCAUGUUCUAACUCUGAUUCUAGUUUCAGCAGUUCUCAAAAAAAAGGAGCUUAUUGCCCUUAGAGUCAUUAGUAAAGGUUUUAAGAUCUUAUAUGCAGUCGUGUAUAAUGCCUUUACAGAAUAUAUAAGGUUUAACUAAGCCACUUGCCUGAAAUAUUAUCAACAUCUUUCUGAAUGGCUGCAUAACACUGAAUUGCUGUGAAUGUUUUGAAUACUUAAUCACACCGAUAUGACUGUGUUAGUACAGCCAUAGUUGUGAUGACUGAAAAUGCAAACGUAUAUUUUCUUUGUUUAAAAUCCUCAUCUUGGCUUUACUGAGAGCAACAGUACCUACAUGACAUUUGCAGUUGAUUAAAACUAAUAUUAUAAUCAUGCUCAUCUCCACAGAUUGGCCUGUUUUCAGACCUAUCACCGUAAAACAUAAUUCUGUUAACUCAAAUUAUUUGGAAAACUGAUUGCCUUGACUUAUUAAAUUAAAGCAACACAUUUUUUGUAAGUUACCAGUACUUAGUUCAUUUAGUUUUAGUGACUUGAUUAUGUUACACAGUGAACUGUAGAGAGCGUAUAACUGCAGACUGUUGACAAAAGCCCAACGUUUUUACGUGCGUUAAUUCACCCAGGAAAUAGAAUGCAUGGGAGAGAAUGAGACACAACAGAUGGGCCUCAACGGUGUCAUUACACAUCAGUUUAGAAAGCAAGUCUAUUUCUCUCCACAUCUACUAUAAGCAAUGCUGGUAAAAUUAGCAAAUAAAUUGCCAGAAAAUAGACUGUUUGCAUCGUUAUGUCUAAAUGUAUAGUUAAAAAGUGUCUAUUCAGUGUUGAUCAGUUUAACUGCCAAUACAUAUUUGAAAACAAAUGCAUAGAAUUUCGAUCACAGGCAUAUAGCCUAGGCCAGGGGUCUCCAAACUUUUCUAGCCUGAGUUACUUUAAGAAAAAUGUAACAUGUCGCUUCUCCUCUCCCAUUCAACUCUUCCUCAGGUCCUUAGUGUAUAAGAGAAAGUAGUGCACUGUUUUCUGUCAAUAUACCUGGUAAAAUAAGGAUUAAUAAACAACAAGGGGAGACCUAUAAAGUCAGAUUUGUUUUCUCCAAAAUUAUGUUUUCAAUUUCCCAAAAUACGUUUUCUCUGUUUUAUAUUUUCUGGUUUAAGAUGUUGAUUUUACUCUCAAAAUUACAAUUGUUCAUAGAGAAGUUUGUUCUGAGGACAUGUCAAUGGUUAAAUCACAUCAGGAUACCUUUUUGGGGGGAAACAAAUAGAUAUCCCCUUUAUUGUGCAUCUAGCGAGUAAGGACUGUGCCGUCUAAUGUGGCAGUCUGGCAAUGGUUCUGUGCUGCUGCUGCUCAUUUAAUGGCAAAGUUAGUAAAUAACAAAUAGAUACAAAUUAUAUAUUUACUUAUGAUAAACUUCUGCCUGGUAAGCCUACUGUCAGCCCACAAGGCGGUUAUCGCAUCACCUGGCUACACACGGAGUGAUUGACAAACGUGCCACACCAUAUACAGUAGACAGACGGGCAAUACUACCGGAAAUUAAUUGGCAGAUAUUGUGAAGGUUUAAUUCUUUAUGCCAAUAGUGGCUAACAAGGGGUGGGAUGUCAAUGUUGAGUUGUUUAGAUAGGUGGUAGCUUGCAGUGUCGGAUAAUUGGGAGAUUUGUUUAUGACAGUUUGCGAUGGAACAGAUUAAAAAUUGCAUAUGCUUUCAGAAUUGUUUGGUGAGCUACUCAUAGGUGAGCUGCGAGCUACUGGUAGCUCAUGAUUGACCUGCUGGAGACCCCAGGCCUUGGAAGACUACGGCUGGGAAACUCGAAGAACUACGAUUUCAAGAGAGAAUACUAUUAUGUAGGAAGAACGAACUAGCUAAAUUCCUUAUAGACUGCUCGGGUUUAUUAGCUACAACUCUCAUGUUCAUGAAUAACAUUUUUUUAGCCUGUGCAGGCAGGUACGGUGGCUCCCAUAGGACAUCUAAGAUGAGUCAAAAGGAACACACAAAAAUAGUUCCCAGGUGCUAUAUAGUGAACAUAACAAUUACAACUGUUUAUUAUGGAUUAUCAUGACGAUUACGUUGGCAUACGCUACGCAGUAUAUGUGAAUUGACGCUGGCCUCUCGCAAGCAAAUUUCACACCGUUGACAGGCAUCUCCGGGUGUAAUUUCGGUUUAACACCGAUGCAGUUCAAGUCUUUUCACUCUGAACUUAAACUAUUUGUUUACUUUAGCUUUUUAAAUUAUGAAGGAAAAAAAUGCUAAAACAUUUUCAACAAUGUCUACUCUUCUGAUUUAAAAAAAAAUAAGUGCUUUAUUUUUUUACAUUGUCUUUGAAUGCUCUCUAAUGCUAGUGUUACCUGAGGUGUCAUGUUACAUGUUUAAUGAAACUUUGUAAUCUUGAGUUAUCAUCUAUGGGCUCUAGUGUUUAUAUCAUUAAGCCCAGACAGACAAAGAACAUCUGUGUUUUACCUUAGAAGAGAAUGAUGCACUUUUUUUUUAUACACAGUACACAGUUUUUAAAUAAAGAAA
Molecule: messenger RNA, 10269 nt
Organism: Oncorhynchus masou masou (cherry salmon)
Lineage: Eukaryota; Metazoa; Chordata; Actinopteri; Salmoniformes; Salmonidae
Product: fibroin heavy chain-like
Exons: 47
Coding region: 228-7136 (2302 amino acids)
Source: RefSeq, a predicted model, not a curated record